Molecule: messenger RNA, 1218 nt
Organism: Marchantia polymorpha subsp. ruderalis
Lineage: Eukaryota; Viridiplantae; Streptophyta; Marchantiopsida; Marchantiales; Marchantiaceae
Source: the annotation of a GenBank genome assembly
AUAGGGUCGGACUCAAACUGCAUCGCGCAGAGGUUUUCUCCCUCAGGCUGAUCUCAGCGCUCUGGCCUUUGUGCUUGAUGCCCAUUGAAAAGCCAAAAAACUAUUGUCUCGCAAACUCUAGAAAUUCGCUUGAUGAAUCAUUCGACGUGGCGAAGCUACAUAGAAUUCCUUCGAGGCUUCUUUACAGCGUCCAGACUCUUCGAUUCUACUACACAGAAGUCCAACAGAGGCCUGAUAUUCCGAGACACACGUUCGUCACUUUGCCGCAGGACCAUUUAAAUGCUGGAAGUACGGGCUUCCGGACGAUCAUGCACCGAUUAGGGAGACGGCAACUUUGAAAGACCUCAAAAGGGAGCGAAGCUAUGCUUGCAACACUAUCGGCUAAUAUGUUGAGCUUUCGGCUAGGAAUCAUUUGGCCUUGUACUGCUUGGUUAACUUUUGCUCCGGGACUGCGGCCAUCUCGGUUGCUCUGCAAGGACUUCUGGCCAGUGAACGCAUUGAGAUGACUAGGGAGCGAACUCAUGCCCGACAUUUGUGGUACACGAGAGUCCUUCGGUCCAGACAGUCCGGGCGCUCUAGGCCAUCAGAAGAGCAGAUGUGAUCGACUCGUCAACACCUUCUUCAGACACGUCAAAGUCCUACUAUAGAGAGAGAACCGAUCGGGCCUGAAGACAGUGGACGAGCACAGAUUACUCCAACCCUUUGCGCUGUCCUCAAUCGGAUGCCUCCGAUGGUGACGGCGACGGUGACGUGAGACUCUCACCUCCGGACAUGCAGUGGCACGGUUUUUUUAUUCACUUACAAGUACAAGCGUCCUGCCAUUGAAAACCUUUCACAUUCACCUGUACAGUACUUUUCAGGGGUAUCCAAUCUAGAGCGACAAUCCACCUCCAAUCCUGGCAGCGACGGGGCUAUCGUUACCUCUUUCAGAAGUCAAAUCCAGUCAGUAGAAUGUUUGUGCCGAAUUAGAUUGGCCCAGAUUGCACGUUUCUUUCCACGGCCGGAGGAAAUAGCGAGCGUUCAGGAUUUAGGGUUCAUCUCCCCCUCGAAUCCCUCUACUGUACUCCUUUGCCUCGAAUUUCCCGGCACCCCUUCCCGUUCGUUAACGCUCGCUCUUCCCCAGAUGAACCCCACGAGGGUUCAGAGUGAUAGACAUGGAGAUCAUGAAGUGCUUCAGUACUGAUUGAUGAGUUCUUUAUUUCUGUGACAUAGAACUUG